UAUCCCUUCUCCUCGUGGCCGGGAGUCCUUGGGAAGAGGUUCCAACCCGGAUUCUCUCUCGGGCCAGCCAACCAUCAUCUUCCAGAGCCCAUCCCCUGCCCCUGGUCCAACCGUCAACAUGGACGACAAGGAUAUCGAGAAGACCGAGGAUGGCCUCAAGCCCACAAAGUCGUUUACCGCUGGGGAGGUCGAGCUCCUCGACGAGUCGGCGGCGUUCCUCCACGAGCACAACAUCAGCGAGGAGUACCUCGCUGAGCUGGUGAACGACAAGGAGAGAAAUCGGCGGCUGGUGCGCAAGAUCGACCUGACGAUCCUGCCCCUGCUCGCCGGCACCUACGUGCUGCAGUACAUCGACAAGCAGGCGCUGUCGUACGCGGCCGUGUUCGAUCUGUUCUCGACCACAGGCGUCAACCAGACGCAGUAUUCAUGGUUCGCGAGCAUUUUCUACCUGGCCUACCUGGUGGCCGAGUACCCGUGGGUCUACGUCGCCCAGAAGACGCGCAUGGGCAAGGUCGUGGCUGGGUGCGUCUUGUCGUGGGGAUCCGUGUUGAUGAUCACGGCGGCAUGCUCCAACUUUGCCGGGCUCGCCGCGUGCCGGUUCUUCCUCGGCGCUUUCGAGGCGCCCAUCACGACCUGCUUCAUGAUGAUGGUGUCCAUGUGGUACAUCCGCUCGGAACAACCCUUCCGGGCCGGCCUCUUCUACUGCUGCAACGGCGUGGGCUCCAUGAUCGGCGGCCUUCUCAGCUACGGCAUCGGCCAGAUCGACGGGUUCCCCGUGUGGAAGGCCGUCUUCCUGCUCUGCGGCGGCAUCACCGUCCUCUGGGGCUGCCUGCUUUUGUAUCUCCUGCCGGACAGCAUCCUGGGCGCCAAGCGGUUCACGCUCGAGGAGAGGGCCCUGCUCGUCGGCCGCGCCCGGCUCGCCAAGACGGGCGUCCUCAACAAGACGAUCAAGCUGUACCAGGUCAAGGAGGCGUUCCUCGACCCCCAGGUCUGGCUGCUGUUUCUCUUCGUCCUGCUGAACGAGGUCAUCAAUGGCGGCUUCGCCAACUUUGGCAAGCUCAUCAUCAAGGGCCUCGUCACGGACCCGCUACUCACGACGGCGCUGGGUAUCCCCCAGGGCGCAUUCCAGGUGUUUUGGAUCCUCGGGGGCACCUACACGGCGUCGCGCUUCCGUGACAUGCGCACGAUUGUCAUGGCCGUGUGGCUGAUCCCCACGAUCAUCGGAUGCGCCAUGGUCUGGAAGCUCGACCGAGCGCACUACAAGGUCGGCGUGCUGAUUGGGUACUACUUCAUCGGCUCCUUCGUCGCAUCGCUGGUGCUCGCGCUGCAGAUGCCGGCGUCCAACGUCGGCGGCUACACGAAGCGCAUCACCGCCUCGGCCAUCGUCUUCACGGCCUACUGCGUCGGCAACGUCAUCGGCCCGCACGCAUUCCUGGCCAAAGAGGCGCCGCUGUACCAGACCGGUUGCAAGGUCAUUCUGGCGUGCGCGGCCGCGCAGAUGGCCAUCGCCAUCUCCCUGCGGAUGCUGCUCAUCCGCCGCAACAAGGCAAGGGACGCGGCGGCCGAGGCGACCGGCCGCUCCCCCGACGUCGAGCACGACGACGACGACGUAGACCUGACAGAUAUGGAGAACCCCAACUUCCGUUACUUGUUGUAGGCGUUGGAUGCGUCUCGUAAAUGCACAGGUGUUUGGAUACGAUGAUAGAUGUCUUUUAAUAUACCAUAACGCGACCACGUUUGAUCAAGGAUAUGAGCCAGACGAUUGUAUGCGGAAAUUGCUUGCCCGUUGUAAAUGUGGUUUUCGGCAAGGAAGAUCAAGUUGUUCACCAGGAAUAAAUAUAUCACGGAAGCACAUAUCGAGUCUUCAAUCCCGCGGGCGUGGGUUUCACACCAAGAACAACCGCUGCACUUUGCGGCUUGCCGACUCGAACGC
Messenger RNA from Colletotrichum navitas, 1933 nucleotides. RefSeq names its product major facilitator superfamily transporter. The record is from RefSeq and is a predicted model, not a curated record. Gene Ontology annotation, cellular component: membrane. Gene Ontology annotation, molecular function: transmembrane transporter activity. The transcript has 3 exons. Bases 119 to 1657 code for a protein of 512 amino acids. Gene Ontology annotation, biological process: transmembrane transport. NCBI's taxonomy places the organism in Eukaryota, Fungi, Ascomycota, Sordariomycetes, Glomerellales, Glomerellaceae.